Messenger RNA from Nyctereutes procyonoides (raccoon dog), 2813 nucleotides. It is a transcript of the gene KLHL24, whose product is annotated as kelch like family member 24. The transcript is spliced from 8 exons. Gene Ontology annotation, molecular function: protein binding. The record is from RefSeq and is a predicted model, not a curated record. The coding region runs from base 511 to 2313 and encodes 600 amino acids. NCBI's taxonomy places the organism in Eukaryota, Metazoa, Chordata, Mammalia, Carnivora, Canidae.
UUCUUUCUUGCUGGUUCUGUAAACAGGGCUUAAGUAGCGAAAUACGGACGAAGAGGCAGGCAGUCAGGAUUCGCAGUUGAUCUUCGUGAUUAAUCACUUGGUUUCAAGCGGCUUUUUAAGAAUUACGCCUUAGUAGUUGGCAGCUCUAGUCUUUGAGGUCCACCAGCUGAGUUCGAUCUUUAUUAGGAACGUAAAAUAGGUUUAAAACCUGCCUGGUGUCGACUAUGAUUAAAAUUAGCAUUCUCCUUAAAAAAAAAAAAAGAAAGAUAGCUUAAGGGUAUCUUCCUAAAAGUUAAGAGUACGGAAGUAUCUGACGUACCCCGGUUUAGAUGAAUUGUUUUCCUGGUUUAGAGGACUGUGGUCCACUCUUCUAUAUUAAGCCCACGGUGUGGAAAUUAAAACAACACAACUAUUUUGACUGGGGAUUUGAUCAAGCAAAUGCUAAGAAGCCACAUAAAAAGGAUCCUUAACAGUCAUUUCUCAACAAUUAUAUAGUCAACUGAUGUAACAAUGGUACUAAUAUUGGGACGAAGACUAAACAGAGAGGAUCUCGGGGUGCGUGAUUCCCCAGCAACUAAGCGUAAAGUUUUUGAAAUGGACCCUAAAUCUCUGACAGGCCAUGAGUUUUUUGACUUCUCUUCAGGAUCAUCCCAUGCUGAAAAUAUACUCCAGAUAUUCAAUGAAUUCCGAGACAGCCGCUUAUUCACAGACGUCAUCAUUUGUGUGGAAGGCAAAGAAUUUCCUUGCCAUAGAGCUGUUCUCUCAGCCUGUAGUAGCUACUUCAGAGCUAUGUUUUGUAAUGACCACAGAGAAAGCCGAGAAAUGUUGGUUGAGAUCAAUGGUAUUUUAGCUGAAGCUAUGGAAUGUUUUUUGCAGUAUGUUUAUACUGGAAAGGUAAAGAUCACUACAGAGAAUGUACAGUAUCUUUUUGAAACAUCAAGUCUCUUUCAGAUUAGCGUUCUUCGUGAUGCUUGUGCCAAGUUCUUAGAGGAGCAACUUGAUCCUUGUAACUGCUUAGGAAUCCAGCGCUUUGCUGAUACCCAUUCUCUCAAAACACUCUUCACAAAAUGCAAGAAUUUUGCAUUACAGACGUUUGAAGAUGUGUCCCAGCAUGAAGAAUUUCUUGAGCUUGACAAAGAUGAGCUUAUUGAUUAUAUUUGUAGUGAUGAACUUGUUAUUGGUAAAGAGGAGAUGGUUUUUGAAGCCGUCAUGCGUUGGGUCUAUCGUGCUGUUGAUCUGAGAAGACCACUGUUACAUGAGCUCCUGACACAUGUGAGACUCCCUCUUUUGCAUCCUAACUACUUUGUGCAAACAGUUGAGGUGGACCAAUUGAUCCAGAAUUCUCCUGAGUGUUAUCAGCUGUUGCAUGAAGCAAGACGGUACCACAUACUUGGGAAUGAAAUGAUGUCCCCAAGGACUAGGCCACGCAGGUCAACUGGCUAUUCUGAGGUGAUAGUUGUCGUUGGAGGCUGUGAACGUGUUGGAGGAUUUAAUCUUCCAUACACUGAGUGCUAUGAUCCUGUGACAGGAGAGUGGAAAUCUUUGGCUAAGCUUCCAGAAUUUACCAAAUCAGAGUAUGCAGUCUGUGCUCUAAGGAAUGACAUUCUUGUUUCAGGUGGAAGAAUCAAUGGGCGUGAUGUAUGGAUUUAUAACUCACAGUUAAAUAUUUGGAUCAGAGUUGCUUCUCUAAAUAAAGGCAGAUGGCGUCACAAAAUGGCUGUCCUCCUUGGUAAAGUAUAUGUUGUUGGAGGCUAUGAUGGACAAAACAGACUUAGCAGCGUAGAAUGUUAUGAUUCCUUUUCAAAUCGAUGGACUGAAGUUGCUCCCCUUAAGGAAGCAGUGAGUUCUCCUGCCGUGACUAGCUGUGUAGGCAAAUUGUUUGUGAUUGGGGGAGGACCUGAUGAUAAUACAUGUUCUGAUAAGGUUCAAUCUUACGAUCCAGAAACCAAUUCUUGGCUACUUCGUGCAGCUAUCCCAAUUGCCAAGAGGUGUAUAACAGCCGUAUCCUUAAACAACUUGAUAUAUGUUGCUGGUGGGCUGACCAAGGCAAUAUACUGUUAUGAUCCAGUUGAAGAUUACUGGAUGCACGUACAGAAUACAUUCAGCCGACAGGAAAACUGUGGUAUGUCUGUGUGUAAUGGUAAAAUAUAUAUCCUGGGUGGAAGACGGGAAAAUGGAGAAGCCACAGACACUAUUCUCUGUUAUGAUCCUGCAACAAGUAUCAUCACAGGGGUAGCUGCAAUGCCCAGGCCAGUGUCCUAUCACGGCUGUGUGACUAUACAUAGAUACAAUGAAAAAUGCUUUAAGCUCUAAUGCCAGGAUACCUCACCCAAGAAGCCACACUGAUCCAAGAUGAGAGGUUUUAAGAGCUCCAGAGUGGGAACUUGACAUAUCUCCUUUGUGCCAUGUACACAAAAAAGUAAAGAUAAUAAUUGUGGUGCCUUUUCCCCUGAAAUUCAAUCUUUCAAACUGUAAUAAAACCUUUCCUAUAAUUGGGGGAAAAAAAUAUGUUGUUGUUGAAAGUAAUAGUGGUUAUUGCUUGGGUUUUGAGAGUGUACCUUUGUAAGUAUUGUAAGAAACUCAUGUGGAGUAGGAAAUAAUGUCUGCCUGUGUAAUUUUUAGGAAUUUGUGAAUGGUUUUUCCAUUUGUAUAUGUUUAUCUGUAAGCCUAUAUAUUCCUUAUUUUGUCAUAUAUGUAUAGAAAAUUGCAUGACUUAGGCUUCAUUUAGUUUGAAUCACAUAAUGCUUAGAGUGCUUACAAAGGGCGGGAAAUCAGUUUAAAAAUCUUUUUCACUAAAAAUAUAUUCAAACGGA